Messenger RNA from Drosophila ananassae, 1190 nucleotides. Its product is annotated as heterogeneous nuclear ribonucleoproteins A1 homolog. Lineage: Eukaryota; Metazoa; Arthropoda; Insecta; Diptera; Drosophilidae. The coding region runs from base 175 to 1059 and encodes 294 amino acids. The transcript is spliced from 7 exons. The record is from RefSeq and is a predicted model, not a curated record.
UGAUCGGACUCAGAAGUUGUCCAGUCGCUGCACAACGAAGAAGAUCGACCGGAGUGCGCGAGAAGAGAUCUGGAAUCUGACUAAGUCCGAGCUAAAAAAUCGAAUAUAAGAAGAACUGGUCAAAAACGCGGAUCAUAAACAAAUCUACUCAUAACUCCCAGCGAGUUGAAUAAAAUGUGGAAGCUUCUUUUGAUCUGUGUGGUGAUGAGUGCUCUGAAUGGCGAAUCAUCGGGGGCCAACCGCCAGCUGCCCCGUAAACGUCGUGCCUACGCCGGAGGAUAUGCUGGAGGCUAUGCCAGCAGCGGAGGCGGAGCAGGUGGAUACACAGGAACUUACAACAGCGGUGGUGGUGGCGGUGUCCACACCAGCUUCGUGGGAAAUGGCGGCGGCGGUGGUGGAUACUACGACUACGAUGACUACGAUGGCUCUUCGCCCAACUUUGGCAUCAUCGAUCCCUAUCUCUUCCACCAGCAGCUGACCAACCACAUCCUGGCCCAGAACUACGCCAACCAACAAGCCAUAACUGGUCUGGCCACGGCUGGCAAUGCUUAUGCAUCUGCGGAUGCUUCUCUGGUUGAUGACAAUGAUCUUCGCAUCCAGCAGCAAAUUGCCGCUCAGCAGGCCUACCACGACAAUCUAAUCCGCCAGAAUCGCUAUAGGGGUAACUCGGGAUACGGAUCUGCUUCCGGAUCUUCUUCUGGAUCUGGUGGAUCCUACAACUCCCAUCGCUAUGCUCCCAGCUAUGCUGCUGCCUCGGGCUCCAUCGGACCCAACGGAUAUAGGCAGACGGCUUACAUCAAUCCCGCAAAUCCGAAAACCAAAUAUCGAACUAAGGCCUCUCCCAAUAUUGUGAACCGCUUUGGUGGUGGCAGCGGCAGCGGCGGUGGCUUCUCCAGCUCCAGCUCCAGCAGCUCCGGCGGCGGCGGAGGAGGCGGUGGCUACAAGGGCGUCUCGGUGUCAUCCUUCAGCCAGAGCAAUGGAGAUGGAACCAGCCGACGCGGAGCCCAGACCACCGUGAAUGACAAUGGAAAGAUUACCUCCUAUUCGGUCCACUCUUAGGGGACUUCUCCAACCGGAGGAGGCCCUUUCUCCGACCACAUGGGGGGCUUGGCUAUUAUUCAAUACAAAAGCUAAUCGAUUCCAAUUAAUUUUUAUGAAAAUAUAUAUAACUAUAUGUUUAUUUUAUUGUA